This is a messenger RNA of Aspergillus mulundensis, 3756 nucleotides long. Its product is annotated as putative sensor histidine kinase/response regulator. The transcript has 4 exons. NCBI's taxonomy places the organism in Eukaryota, Fungi, Ascomycota, Eurotiomycetes, Eurotiales, Aspergillaceae. Gene Ontology annotation, biological process: phosphorelay signal transduction system; protein autophosphorylation. Gene Ontology annotation, molecular function: phosphorelay sensor kinase activity; histidine phosphotransfer kinase activity. Bases 1 to 3756 code for a protein of 1251 amino acids. The record is from RefSeq and is a predicted model, not a curated record.
AUGGCAUCGUCAAGCUCGAGAGAGCAAGAGCAUAUCGAUGGUCGUCGAGCCCGCGAGCUCUACCGUUAUUUCCAACCACAGCGCUCUCUUUCCGCGGACAGAAUACCGACACCCUCUACAAUUGAUUCGGACUCCGUACAACUGGGCGUUCCUCCGGCUAGAGAAUCUGCUCUUGCUACUCCUCCAUCACCCGCACUGUCUGCUCAGCAUGCCGCAACCACCGCCGGUCUAGUUCCUGAAGCUCUCAUCCUCGGAGAAUACAAUGCAACUUUGAGCUCUUUCGCGCAGCUGGCGGCCUUACGCCUCGAUGUAGAACGAGUUAUGAUUAGUGUCUCCGACCGAACCUCUCAAUUCAUCAUAGCUCAGAGCUCGAAAUCCCUACUUGGUGGAAAGAGGCAAUACGAGUACGAUGGGAGUGGGACAUGGGAUGGCUGCCAUACACAUACAUCCGCUGCGUGGCCUAUGUGCAGGAAAACCGUGAAUCUUCCGCCGUCCAACAGAGAACGCGGGGAAUACUCCUUCCUUGAAGUCAACGAUCUGAGCCGCGAUGACCGCUACAAAGAUAUCCCUUUCGUGAAAGACGACCCGCACUUCAAAUUCUAUGCUGGAACUCCUCUGACAACAGAAACCCCGAGGAUCAAUAUUGGCUGUUUAUUCCUGUUGGAUACAAACCCUCACAAUGGUCUCACCGAAGCAGAGAAGGAAAUCAUGGGAUCAAUCUCGGUUUUGAUCAUGAACUUCCUGAAAGUGAGCCGGCAGGCUUCCGAGGGCCGGCGAGCCGCACGACUGUCUCGAGGGCUCAGUUGUUUUGUCGAAGGCAGCUCGAGCUUUGUGGAUACAGCCAACCACUCAAGCACGGGCAGUAUUUCUGGUUUACCUAGUUCUCCUCCUUGCUCUGCGCCUAGAGGCAACCAUCUUUCAGUACGGUCCUCGAAUAGCUUGGAAGGGCUCUUGAAGAGAUCACAUAGCAGCGAUGCUCGAUCAUUCAGCUCAUUGUCAGAUUAUAAAAUCGAUCUAACACGCUCCUCCAACCCGACAACCAAUCCGCCAACUCCGCUUCCUGAAUGGUGGUCCGGAACCCAGCGCAGAGAGCUCGAAGGCUUAGACCAGUCACAUAGCAAUUGCUGGGCUUUCAAGAGAGCCGCAAAUUUACUGCGCGAAAGUCUAGAGCUGGACGGCGACGGUGGUGUUGUCUUCCUCGAAAUCGGAACCACUCCAGCGGUUGACAUCGACUCGGGAAGUGACUAUAGUACAGCGGAAAACGUGAGUCCGGCAUCGAUCUUGGCCAUGUCCACUAACGAAGAGCCGUUCGCGCCGUCGCCUGGGUCGACCGUCGCCUCCCCCGCAGCUAACCUUGAUACCGCAUUUCUCCAACAGCUUAUACGCCGAUAUAGUAAAGGAAAACUAUGGUCAUUCCAUCGAGAUGGCAGUGUUUCAGGCUCUGAUGAUGAAAACGCCAAGUCUUCGAAAACCAGCUCUCGAACCGCAAAGACUCAGGAUCUAACAAAGGGCGCUCCAAAGAGAUGGAGAAGCGUGGAGAAUUCUUUGCUCAAUACCUAUUUUCCUAAUGCGACCCAAGUACUGUUUGUUCCCCUCUGGAACGCCGCAAGCUCGCAGUGGUUCGCAGGAUGCUUUUGCUGGAACACAGUGGAGAGUCGCGUCUUUAGCUCCUCUGUCGAGCUGAGCUCUGUAUUGGGGUUCGGUUCCUCUAUCAUGGUUGAGCAUAGUCGCCUCGAAUCCCUCAUAUCAGAUCGGCAGAAAGGCGAUUUCAUUGGAAGCAUUUCGCACGAACUUCGCAGCCCAUUGCAUGGAAUAUUGGCAGCGGCAGAGUUCUUGAGUGGCACAGAACUAGACGAGUUUCAAGGGUCGUUGCUUGAUACCAUCAAUGCUUGCUCUGUCACGUUGUUGGACACGAUGAAUCAAGUCCUUGACUUUAGUAAAAUUGUUUCCCUAGAAAGGAAAACUCGCCAAUUGAAACGGAAGACAAAGCAAUUGCCUGCGGAAGCCGACGAUAAACCAUCCGUUGGUUUGGACACCUUUGUGGCUACUGAUCUUGCGCUCUUGGCAGAGGAAGUGGUAGAGGGCGUAUGCCUUGGACACGCAUACAGCCUGAAAUCAUCUUCCAAUCCCAUGAGCCCCAUUACGGAGAUUCCCAAAACGGGCCAGGAUGGUCGACCUGGUGCUGAGAUGGGCGUGGAAGUAUUUGUCGCUGUUGCUCAAAAUAACUGGAUCUACGAUACACAACCUGGGGCGUUACGGCGAAUCAUCAUGAACGUAUUCGGUAACGCCAUGAAAUAUACAGAGGCAGGCAGCGUUUGUGUCCGUCUUGAAGCUGCUGAAUCUCCUGACGGUCGCCGUAGCCAACCGGCAGAGGAUCUGGUAACCUUGACAGUUUCUGAUACUGGAAAAGGCAUUUCCGAGGAGUUCCUUCGGGGUCGACUAUACACCCCGUUUGCACAAGAAGAUACGCUCGCUGUGGGAACGGGUCUUGGACUAUCGAUCGUCCGCAGCCUGGUCAAAACUCUGGGUGGCAGCAUCGACGUACAUAGUCGCCCAGGUGAAGGAACGACUGUGAGGGUCACCAUGCCUCUAGCGCGCCCUGGAGAUGAUGUGGAUGUCCUUGCGCCCAACACAGCCGACUCGCAAAUUGUCCGUUCAACAUCCGAGAAAGAUUCUGCAGACGAUUGUGACAUUCUUCGCCGCAAUCACCCCAAGAAACAAGCCGCGAUUCUGGGGAUGGAUCCCGUUGAUGCGGGCACACAUCCUUUGUGGUCUAGUGUUAUGAACUACCUGACUAAAUGGUACAACUAUGAGCUAGUCUCGUGGGGGUCUGAGCUCCCUAUCGACGUUGUCUUAGCGGAUGAGCACAUAUUGGCCGAAUAUUCGCCACCUGCUUCCACCGCCACAUCUCUGCCUCCACUUGUCAUUAUUUGUAGCCGGUCCAUCGAUUACAUGACCGCGCGCUCUCGAUGGUCUUCACUUGCCGACAUAGUGAGCAUCAUUACUCGCCCAUGCGGUCCCUACAAGCUGGCGCGUACAAUUCAAAGAUGCUUCGAUUCUCAAAAGGAACCCGUCUCAGAACAACAUGUCAAAAACCUCCCUAUUCGACAGAAGGCAACACUUUUGUCGGAUGCGAAUGCUAUGCCCGAGAAGAAACCAAAGACCUUUGAGGACCUGAACGACACUCCUGACCUGACUGAUGCAGCGAGUUCGACCACUCCAGGUUCCAUCAGUUCAGACAGGUCUACACCCUCGCAGGCAAGCUCCGAAGUGGCCGAUCCUAUAUCGACCCUAACACCCUCCUGUCAAUUGCAAUCUCCGCCCGUGACGAAACUCGCGGCAAAACAGGGACGCACUCCAAGGGUUCUAGUGGUGGAUGAUAACUUCAUCAACCUCAAUCUCAUGCUCACCUUCUUGAAGAGGCGCCGGCUAGAAACUCUGGAAUCUGCUGAAAAUGGACAACUGGCAGUUGACGCCGUGGAACGAACGCCAGGAGGGUUCGACUUGAUUUUCAUGGACAUUUCUAUGCCCGUUAUGAACGGGUUUGAAGCCACGCGGGCCAUUCGCGCUAUUGAAAAGGAGCGCGGCACUGAGGUUUCUACCCCAGCGACCAUCAUCGCGCUCACUGGACUGAGCAGCUCGCGCGACGAAUCCGAAGCCCUCUCUUCAGGCAUCGACCUCUUCCUCACGAAGCCAGUCUCGUUCAAAGAGGUCUCUAAAUUACUCGACGGUUGGAUUGCGAAGACUGUUGUCUGA